Callithrix jacchus (white-tufted-ear marmoset) is the source of this 867-nucleotide messenger RNA. The record is from RefSeq and is a predicted model, not a curated record. Lineage: Eukaryota; Metazoa; Chordata; Mammalia; Primates; Cebidae.
ACUAAAGGAGAUACAGAGCAUAUAUAUGAAGUCAGGACUGAAUUACUGGCAAAUGUUAAGGACAUCUAUCACAGAUACAAAAAUUUCAAAUUCCCUGAACCUUCUCCAUUCAUAUUAAAAGAAUAUGGUUACCGUCUGCCUCCACAAUAUUCUGGCCUAUACAAAAUUAUCAAGAGGUUUCAAGUGGAUGUAAUUCUAGAUCCUGAAACAGCACAUCGUAAACUUAUAGUCUCAGCAGAUAGAAAAACUGUGCGCUAUGGAAAUACAGUGCAAAACUUACCUCCAAGCCCAAGAAGAUUUUAUCGCCUCCCAGCUGUUGUGGGUUCUAAGGGCUAUAGUAGUGGCCGGCAGUACUGGGAAGUAGAAGUGAAAGACAAGCCUGAAUGGAUCCUUGGUGUCUGUAAUGACUCUCUUCCCAGAAGGAGGAAGCAUCCACCAACAUUAGUACAGAAUGGAUGGUGGGGAAUUUGGCGAUCUGGUCAGGAUAAUUAUAUUGUAUUGGGUCAUAAGGAAAUUAAUCUGCUGCCAAAAGUAAGACCUAGUAAAAUUGGCAAUUUUUUAGAUUAUGAAAUGAAAGAGGUUUCCUUUUAUAAUCUGAAUGAUAGCUCUCUACUGUAUACUUUUAAUGAUGAUUUUACAGGAUCACUUUUGGCUUAUUUUUAUAUUGGAAUGGACUCAAAACCUCUUAAAAUUUCUAGAGUAACAGAUUGUGAAUAAAUAACUAUUGGAAAACUGUCGUUUUCUGACACCUAGCAAACAUAAUAGAGCCAGUGAAUCUAGUUUUGGUAAUUCUGUAUUUUGUCCUAUUUUUCCCACAAAAGAAACCCCAGAAUUGUUUUUAUCUCAGUGUCAGCACUAAAAAAUGUG